This is a messenger RNA of Lytechinus pictus (painted urchin), 2865 nucleotides long. RefSeq names its product actin, cytoplasmic A3a-like. The transcript is spliced from 6 exons. The record is from RefSeq and is a predicted model, not a curated record. NCBI's taxonomy places the organism in Eukaryota, Metazoa, Echinodermata, Echinoidea, Temnopleuroida, Toxopneustidae. The coding region runs from base 101 to 1231 and encodes 376 amino acids.
GUUCCCGGUACGGUACCGUCAUCGAGCAAGUUUAAUUAGAACUUCCAACUGAUCUCAAACUUGUUCUAAGUUUCAGAAAAAACAAAAAAAAAUCAUCAUCAUGUAUGACGAAGAAGUUGCUGCCCUUGUUGUUGAUAAUGGCUCUGGGAUGUGUAAAGCUGGAUUUGCAGGAGAUGAUGCACCGAGAGCUGUAUUUCCUUCCAUCGUUGGGAAACCACGUCACCAGGGAGUAAUGGUUGGUAUGGGUCAGAAGGAUAGUUAUGUUGGUGAUGAGGCCCAGAGCAAGAGAGGUAUUCUCACCCUGAAGUACCCCAUCGAGCAUGGUAUCAUUACCAACUGGGAUGAUAUGGAGAAGAUCUGGCAUCAUACCUUCUACAAUGAACUUCGUGUUGCCCCAGAAGAACACCCUGUCCUCUUGACAGAAGCACCCCUCAACCCCAAGGCAAAUAGAGAGAAAAUGACACAGCUCAUGUUCGAAACCUUCAAUGUUCCAGCCAUGUACGUUGGCAUCCAGGCAGUGCUAUCCCUCUACGCCUCCGGUCGUACUACAGGCAUUGUACUGGACUCGGGGGAUGGUGUCUCCCAUACCGUACCCAUCUAUGAGGGUUAUGCCUUACCCCAUGCCAUCCUUCGCUUGGACCUUGCUGGUAGAGAUCUCACUGACUAUCUAAUGAAGAUCUUAACUGAGAGGGGCUAUUCAUUCUCUACUAGUGCCGAGCGAGAGAUUGUGCGUGACAUCAAGGAGAAGCUAUGCUACGUGGCCCUAGACUUUGAGCAAGAGAUGGUGACUGCUGCUACAUCGGCUGCCCUAGAGAAGAGCUAUGAACUACCAGACGGUCAGAUCAUCACAAUCGGUAACGAAAGAUUCCGCUGCCCAGAGGUUCUGUUCCAACCUGCAUUUGUUGGUAUGGAGUCCAGUGGCCUUCAUGAGACCACCUACAACAGCAUCAUGAAGUGUGACGUGGACAUUCGCCGUGACCUCUACGCCAACACCGUCCUGUCCGGGGGUACCACCAUGUACCCCGGAAUCGCUGACCGUAUGCAGAAGGAGAUCACUGCCCUUGCGCCCAGCACCAUGAAGAUCAAGAUCAUCGCUCCUCCAGAGAGGAAGUAUUCUGUCUGGAUCGGUGGGUCCAUCCUUGCCUCCCUCUCAACAUUUCAGCAGAUGUGGAUUAGCAAACAGGAAUACGAUGAAGCAGGGCCUUCCAUUGUCCAUCGCAAGUGCUUUUAACUUAGUAUGGACGGUUUUGCAAUUGUUAUGUUCUUGAUGCCAAUACUACUGUAUACUCAUUUUACUUGCUAUUGGAUGAAUUUGCGAUUUUGCACUUGACUUUUGUCAGCGUUAGGGUCAAGUUUAAUUGAUCUGACUUUAUAGUAGAUGUUCGAUUUUACUAUCAAUCAAUUACAUUCCUGAAAACAGAUACCGGUACUGCUAAAUUUGAUAUUUUAAAAACAUGCAUAAAUCAUUGUAUUGGCAGUUGGAGCUAAUAGGGGAUUGUAAUGCUGAAUGAUGAUGAUGAUGAUGAUGACAGCGACAAAGAUGAUGAUGACAGUGAUAGUGGCAAUGGCUACCAUGAUGGAGAUGGUGUUGUGAAAACUAUUUCCACCAUAGCAUUGGCUAUAGUUCAAUCGACCAUGUUGACCAUUUAAAAUGUUUCUGUUAUCCCUGAAAAAGUUCAGGAAAUCAUUUCAUCUUUAUUACUUGUACCCCUGUAAAUGAUUAAUGUUAAAUCAAUUGUUUUCUUUUGUUCAAGUUUCUUAACACUGUAAUGUUGAGGCUUGUGAUAUUUUAUACCUUGAAGAGAGCCUUCAUAAAUGGCCAGAAAAUUAAAUAGGAAAUAUAAGAUGAAGGAGAAGGGGGAGGAGGAGAAGAAGAAGAAGUUGAAGAAGAAGAAAACUGAAGGUUUAGUGUAUGUGGCAUUAUGUCUUAGCUUUUUAUGAGGGACUUCAUCAGUUGUCAAGAUGAUGAUGAUGAUGAUGACGAUGAUUGAUGAUAAUGAUGAUGAUGAAGAAUAUAGAAGAAAAUGAUGAAGAAGAAGAAAAACAACAACAUGGUUUUCAUAUUGGAAGAAGAAGAAAAUUGAGGUUUUAGUAUGUAUGUGAUAUUAUUUCUUACCUUUUUGAGGAACUUCAUCAAUUGUCAAGAUGACGAUGAUGAAGAAGAAGACAAAUAAAUGUGGUUUUAAAUAUUCUAAAUUGAGGUUGAGGUUGAGGAAGAUACUCAAGAAGGAGAUGGAGAUAAUGAUGAAGAAGGUUCAGUGUAGAAAUCUGCAUUCACUAUAGCUUAGGGGAUAUAUUCAUAAAGUAUAUAGUAUAAUUCAUUACUGUUAUGACUACUAUACAAUGUACUUUCAUUCAUCUCUACAACCAUGCAUACUUUGGUAAAAAUGACAUGGGUUUUAAAUAAAGUGCAGCAUAUUUUGUACUUCUUAAAUUUCUCAUAAAAAUUUCAAAAUUUUUAGAUAAGUUUUUGUCGCUAUGUUUAAAAUUGAAGGUGCUACUUCUCUUAAAAGAGCAAACGAAUAGCAAUGUUAGUGGAUUCAUAAUCUUAAGUAUAUAAUUCUGAACUGUAACGUAAAAUUUUGUGAAAUCUAGAUGGAUUUUGACUGAGUAAUAGAGGUUUACACUCAAAUGUUGUGAUCUCGUGGGGUUUAAAGACGCAAAAUUAUUAGUUUUUAUUAUUUUCUCAAGACCUUGCAAAUGGGUGAACCUCAAAGCUCAAAAAAAAAAUCAAGCACAUAUGAACCAAUGUUAAUUUUUGCAUAUUUGUAAAAAUCAGGUGCUAAAGUAACUCUGUGCAAAAUUUGGUGAAAAUGACAUGGAUUUCAUUUUAACUGGCUGAGAAACACAGGUGUGUGACUGUUG